AUGGGAACGUCUUCUCCUCUCCCCACCGCCUCUGGCCCAAUAGCCAACUCCCCAUCCGACUUGUCUUACUCUUCAGGCGCUUCUCGCACUUCCACUCGAAACACGUCUCCCGAUUCUACUGAUGCUACGACUUCUGAACUCGCGUCGCAGCUCUUAGAUCUUGGUUUGAACACCAAUAUAGAGCACACACCCAACCCUCUUGACUCUCAGCUUAAGAUGGAUCGAAACCCUUUCCAGUCCGUCAACGAUCGUAGAAAUAAGCUAGUCACGGACCGCAGCAAUACAAACCAAAUCCAACAGCUCCAACAGCCUCAACAGCCUCAACAGCCCCAACAGCAACAUUUUCAGCCUCAAACACUAAGAUCCACCGUGCAGUCUUUGAGUAUGGCACCCAGAAGUCUUGCUUCGUCUAACUGGAGAUCGCAGAUGGCAGAUGAGGCGGCACUAUCAGCACGUACCGGCGAAUUCCCCUCUUUCGACCCUACUAUUGGUUAUCAUACACAACAAGGUUCUGGUGGUCGACAUUCGUUAUACCCAAACUCUCGUCCAGACCAGUUGCAGCAGCAACUACUUUCUAGCAUGAUGCCUUACUCGGUUUCUAGCAACGUUAACGACUUCCAGCUAGAUUCUAGCUAUGCUUAUUGCUAUGACCGAGGCAACGGCCAGUAUACGCGUCUGAUCCCUGCUGAUAUGCUACCUCCUUUGAAGGAUAUUCCACCCCUACAGCAGAACUACUCCGGAAUGCUGGUGUUGCCGCUACCACGAGGUCUGCCUUCAAAUGGACGAUCUAGCAACACUAACCCGGUUAUCCUCAGAAGUCCAACGAAUACCCCAUCUUCGACUUCGGAUAGCAUCCAGUCACGAAUCGACACCAUCGUAGCCUCGACGCCCCCAACGCCAACAAGCCUGUCCAUGGUAACGGGAGUCACAGGCCUAGGUCCCGGAUCCGCAGCCGGCGCCACGGGUUCAUCUCUCCCGCAACAUGCCCAACAUACUCACCAGCACUCCAGCCACAACAACGGCCAUAACCACCCGCAGCAGCAGCAGCCGCAGCGACGCCCCAAGAUCUACUGCGACAAGUGGGUGCACGAGGGCGUGUGUGCCUUCACCCAGCAGGGCUGCAAGUACAAGCACGAGAUGCCCUUCGACAAGGUCACCCAGCACCAGCUCGGUCUGUUCCACGGCUUCCCUGCCUGGUGGAAGAAGCACCAGGCCGACCUACACGGCAGAGAGACGGUCCCGAGGACUCGGCUAGACUGA
Molecule: messenger RNA, 1260 nt
Organism: Daldinia childiae
Lineage: Eukaryota; Fungi; Ascomycota; Sordariomycetes; Xylariales; Hypoxylaceae
Exons: 3
Coding region: 1-1260 (419 amino acids)
Molecular function (GO): metal ion binding
Source: RefSeq, a predicted model, not a curated record